Messenger RNA from Myotis myotis, 3003 nucleotides. It is a transcript of the gene CD44, whose product is annotated as CD44 molecule (Indian blood group). The record is from RefSeq and is a predicted model, not a curated record. Gene Ontology annotation, biological process: cell adhesion; inflammatory response; positive regulation of ERK1 and ERK2 cascade. The transcript has 17 exons. Gene Ontology annotation, molecular function: cytokine receptor activity; hyaluronic acid binding. Gene Ontology annotation, cellular component: basolateral plasma membrane; macrophage migration inhibitory factor receptor complex; plasma membrane. Lineage: Eukaryota; Metazoa; Chordata; Mammalia; Chiroptera; Vespertilionidae. The coding region runs from base 170 to 2290 and encodes 706 amino acids.
CCCAACUUCCGAGGCGCCCUCAUUGCCCAGCCAGACCCCAGCCUCCGCCAGGUCCGGGCCGCCGUCCUUGCUCAGUUCUCUACGGUUCCCCAGCCCAGCGCCCCGGGACGCUCCAGCCCCGCUCGCUCGCUCGCUCGCUCUCCUCCUCCGUCCGCUCCGCUCCGACACCAUGAACAAGUUCGGGUGGUGCGCCGCGUGGGGACUCUGCCUCUUGCAGCUGAGCCUGGCGCAGAUCGGUAAGAUCGAUUUGAAUGUAACCUGCCGGUACGCAGGCGUAUUCCAUGUGGAGAAAAAUGGUCGCUACAGCAUCUCACGGACUGAGGCAGCUGACCUCUGCAAGGCUUUCGAUUGCACCCUGCCCACCAUGGCCCAGAUGGAGAAAGCCUGGCAAGCGGGGUUUGAGACCUGCAGGUACGGGUUCAUAGAAGGGCACGUGGUGAUUCCCCGCAUCCACCCCAACCCCAUCUGUGCCGCAAACAACACAGGGGUGUACAUCCUCACCUCCAACACCUCCCAGUACGACACGUACUGCUACAAUGCUUCAGCACCGCAAGGAGAAGAUUGUACCGCAAUCACAAACCUGACCAAUGCCUUUGACGGAGAGGUAUCCAUCAGUAUUGUUAACCGGGAUGGUACCCGCUACACCCAGAAGGGCGAAUACAGAACUAACCCUGAUGACAUCAACAACACUACUGCUGACUAUGACACCAGCAGUGGGUCCUACGGUGAAAGAAGCACUCCAGAAAGUUACAUCAUCCACACCCACUUUCCGACUGCUCACCCGACCCAAGACCAAGACAGUCCCGGAGUGUCCUACUAUCCGGAGGAGACCCCCGACACCACUGCAACAGCUUUGAUGAGCACUAGUGGUACAACUCCCAAAACUACAACCAAGAGGCGAGAAGCUGAGGAUUGGUUUUCAUGGUUGUUUCAACCAUCAGAGUCUAAGAACCAUCUUCACACAACAACAGUAAUGGCUGGUACGGAUUCAAAUACCAUCUCAGCAGGCUGGAAGCCAACUGAAGAAAAUGAAGAUGAAAGAGACAAACACCCCAUUCAUUCUGGAUCAGGCAUUGAUGAUGAUGAAGAUUUUAUCUCCAGCACCAUUUCAGCCACACCACAGGCUUCUGACCACUCAACCCAGAACCGGAAUGGGAGCCAGUGGAGCCCAGGCUUUCUAAACCCAGAAGUAUCACUUCAGACAACCACAAGGAUGACUGUGUAUAUAAACAUCAUCACAACAGAUGUGGACAGAAGUGGCACCAGUGAUUAUGGAGAAAACUGGACCCAGGAGGCACAGUCGCCUCUCACUCAUCAUGAGCAUCAUGACGAAGCGGCGACCCAGCAUUCUACAAGCACAAUCUCAGCCCACGACACCCAUCCAAAUCAGAGAACGACAACACCGAGUGAAGAGGACAGUUCCUGGACUUAUUUUUUGGACCCAAUCUCACAUCCAAUGGGACGAGGUCAUCAAACAGAAAGCAGAAUGGAUAUGGACUCCAGCCAUAGUACAACACUUCAGCCUUCUGCAGAUUCAAACACACAUUUGGCAGAAGACUGGGACAGGACAGGACCUCUUCCAGUGACAACUCAGCAGAGUCAUACUCAGAGCUUCUCUACAUCACAUGGAGGCUUGGAAGAAGAUAAAGGCCAGCCAAUGACGUCCACUCCAACAUCUAGCAAUAGGCAUGAUGGCGGAGGUGGAAAUCUUCCUGAAGACUCAGCUACUUCAGUGGGAGGUUAUACUUCUCAUUCCCCAGACACAAAGGAGUACACAACCCUCAUCCCAGUGACCCCUGCUAAUACUGAGUCCCCUGGAGUUACUGAAGUUACUGUUGAUGGAGAUUCCAACGUUAAUAUUGAUGGUCCCUUGCCAGAAGAUGGAGACUCAUCUUCCGACCGCAGCGACCAUACCACCCAAAGAUCUGGACCAACUGGACACUCCAGUGGGAGUCAAGAAGGUGAUGCCAACACGACCUCGGGUCCUAUAAGGAAACCUCAAAUUCCAGAGUGGCUGAUCAUCUUGGCGUCCCUCCUGGCCCUGGCUUUGAUUCUCGCAGUUUGCAUCGCGGUCAACAGCCGAAGAAGGUGUGGGCAGAAGAAAAAGCUGGUGAUCAAUGGGAAUGGAGCUGUGGAGGACAGAAAGCCAAGCGGACUCAACGGGGAGGCCAGCAAGUCUCAGGAGAUGGUGCAUUUGGUGAACAAGGAGUCGUCGGAGACCCCAGACCAGUGUAUGACAGCCGAUGAGACACGGAACCUACAGAACGUGGACAUGAAGAUUGGGGUGUAACACCUAUUCCACGACCUUGGAUAGAAAUCACACAUAACCAAUACAGGGAGCUGGGACACUCACAGAUGCAAUGUGCUACUGAUUAUUUCAUUGGGGUUAUUUUUUUUUUUUUUUUUUUUUUAGCAUAACAUUUUCUACUCCUUUUUGUUUAUUGUGCUUUGUUUUUUGAAGUCAGUCAAUUUAUAAAAAGAGCAUUGCUUUCUGAAGUGAGGGCCCAAUUAACCAUCGGCAAGAUUUUGACUUAAGCCUCCCACUCCCUGGGGUAUGCUAUGGAUGGCGUCUAACAAAAGCCAUAAAUGCAUCUUUCUGAUCCUCAACCUUCCCUCCACCCCACCUGCCAGGUGACAGCCGCAUGCUAAGGACAUCCCCCCAGAGCUAAGAGGAACUGGUUCCUGAAAGGAAAUCUGAAUGGGUUCAUAUUGUCCAUCUAGGGGCCCAGUCCCUAGGCAUUGCUUUCCAUGGGGGUAGGGGACUGGGAUGUACUGGUUAUACAUCCUUUUCUACAGACGCCCUGGAAAUUUUCCCAAUGCUAUUGAGAAUGCCUAAAGGGUCAAGCUAUUUAUCUGUAGUAAGCUAUUUAUCUGUGUUUUUGAAAUAUGAAACCCUGGAGGUCCUGUAAUUAGUAUGAUUUUUUUUGUUUUUGUUACUUUGUCAGAGGCAUAAAAAGGGUUUAAGUUGAUUCAUAAUAAACAUCUGUACUUCUUCCACUUUUA